UCUGAAAGCUAGUGUGCUUCCAAUUAAACCUGUUGGACUAUAACCUGGUGUUGUGUGAUUUUUAACUUUAUAUAAGUUUAAGCCUCGUUUAUUUCCCCAGAAUGAUACCUUAUUUACCACUUUUAAUGUAUGUCUUCUAAACUCCUCCUUCACCAGGGCAUUAUUCUCCACUCUGUCUGUUUUGAAGGGAAUUGCAGGUUAAAUGGAGCAGAAUGUUUGCCCCUCCCCCGUGACAUCAGUGGGGCAGUGGUUUGUGGGUAUCAUUCCCCAUUGAUGAUCUCAUAUGAGAGGAGUUCUAUACAAAAUGUCUACUUCGAGGCUGUCUUACCAGUAUAAUUCAGACCAGCAAAGCAUGAUGCAGAAAGCAGCCGGUAUCCAAUACAAAGGUGACGCCCUCGAACUUGACUAGGCGGAUGAGGAAUUGUUUAAAAGAGGAAGAUAAAGCUGCUGUUUUGUUUUCAGUUGGACACAGUUUGCAGAAGAGAGCUGUGUCUUGAGGGAUUGAAAAAUGAUCGAUUCCUCAAAGUACGUUGCCAUUGAUUGCGAGAUGGUGGGACUUGGACCCAAUGGCUUUGAGAGUGGCCUGGCACGGUGCAGCAUUGUGGAUUACAGUGGGAAUGUGAUCUACGACAAAUUUAUUAAGCCAGAUGGGAAGAUAACUGAUUUCAGGACCCCUGUGAGUGGGAUUCGUCCAUUAGAUAUGGAUACAGCUUUGCCGUAUCCUAUCGCCAGGGAGGAGGUUUCCACCAAUUUCAUUCAGAUUUUGAAGAUUAUACAAGGGAAAAUUAUUGUGGGCCAUGAUCCUAGAUCUGACUUCCGGGUCCUGAAAACGGACAUCUCAAAUUAUGCCAUACGGGACACAUCUUCAUGCAAGUUACUGAUCAUGAAAGCAAGACUGAAAACCGACAGGCGUGCCUCGUUAAAAAGCCUCUGCCAGAAUCUACUGGGGAAAAGGAUACAGGAUAGCCACAAAGGACACUCCUCUGUUGAAGAUGCGAGUGCGGCUAUGGAACUUUUUAAACUCGUGGACAUAAUGUGGGAAAUGCACCUCCGUGAGGGACGCAAAGUGGAGAUAGUGAAUCGUUUUGAGAAUCGAAACAGAUAUCAGUGAAUAAAACAGCAUUGCCAGAUUACAGAUAGGAACUCUGAUUUUCGUGUGUCACAGCGAACAUGGAAUGGUGUCUGCUGUUAACUCGAGAUCAACAUGCUGCACUGCACUGUUUCAUUUUUCUCUCUGCUUACAUUUUCUCUCACUUCCUUUUGGGUUUUGGUCUCCACAUUCAAAUGGCUGUUUGCCAUGUGUGACCCGAGACUAUGAGCCCGCUGACAGGCGGGAGGUGGAAGAGGUGGGGGGUGAUUCACAGCUGCUCUCAUUACCCCCCCACCCCUUUACAAUCCUGCAUCCUCUCCAGAAGCCACUGGGAGGUGAUCAGGAGCAUGAACCCUGCCUGUUUAUCGACCCACCUCCCCAGCCCUCCUAGCCUUAGCUCAGGGAUUACGGACAAUUGCAAUCAGUUCAUUUGUGUCCGCGUGACUGCAGAUUAACCAUGGAUCAGGGUGUUGUUGGGGGGGAGGGGAGGUUGAAGAAGGGGGAGGAGGAUGGUGGACCUUCUGUUCUGUCCAACACAAUACACUGCACUCUGUUGUUCAUUCACUCAUUGAGGCACGGAGGCAGUUUUAAUGCAGCUGCUCCUGAAUAGAUUACAAGAGCUCUUAUUUGAUCUGCUCUUAAAUACUUGGGUAUGUGUCCAUGUGCGUGAAGGAAUUUCGUGCUUCUCAGGAUGAGGGACAAUGCCUUUAAAGGUCACAUUUAUCCAUCCAAGGCAUCUCCAUCACAAGCACUUCUAAGGCCAAAGUUAUCACUAUUUAAUAUCAACUCGUUUUGGAGCAACCUCGCUGUCUCACACUGGAUUGUUUACAGUCUCAUUGCUCGACAGUCUGUUUAUUAAUUCUGCAAAAGUCUUUUGCUCGUUCUAUAUAAAAUUACAUCAAAUAAACAGCACAGAAACAAGGAAUUCAUUCAA
Messenger RNA from Chiloscyllium plagiosum (whitespotted bambooshark), 2024 nucleotides. RefSeq names its product interferon-stimulated gene 20 kDa protein-like. Gene Ontology annotation, molecular function: exonuclease activity; nucleic acid binding. Gene Ontology annotation, cellular component: nucleus. NCBI's taxonomy places the organism in Eukaryota, Metazoa, Chordata, Chondrichthyes, Orectolobiformes, Hemiscylliidae. The record is from RefSeq and is a predicted model, not a curated record. Gene Ontology annotation, biological process: RNA catabolic process; DNA catabolic process; negative regulation of viral genome replication.